AUGGAGAACUUCAACAGCAGCGAUGACUAUAAUGCCAACACUGCAGGAGGUAUAGGUAAUGCCAGUACCUCACCUGUUGGCGGCGUCUACACACAUCAACAGCAAUACCAAGAACAACAACCAACAUACUCACCCCCACAACAACAACAACAACAACCAACAUACUCACCUCCACAACAACUACCUCCACAACAACAACAACUACGUAACCGUAGCAAUCCAAAUUAUAACAAUAGUGGCGAUAAUGAUAGUUCCAAUAACAACUGGGUCGAGACGAUCAAGUUGUUCGACUUCUAUCCCAAACUGGACGAGUCGGUGCCCCUGCAAAAGACUGUGUACGGAGGCAUGGCCACGACGAUCUGCCUCAUCUUUACAUUCUUCCUGCUGUGCUCCGAGAUGUACUACUACACAUUCCCAAUCAGAAACCAUUCGCUCAGAGUGGACAUCACGCGCGGCAAUCGUCUGCAGAUCAACCUUGACAUUCACUUCCCGAGCCUGGUGUGCUCCGACAUCAACGUCGAGUCGGUGGACGGCAUCGACGGCCGCCCCAUCAAGGACGCCGCCUUCCAGCUCGUGCGCGAACGUCUGGACAAGCACGGCGUAAUCAUCGAUCCCUCCAACCCACCCCCUGGCUUCUUUGCCUGUGUGCCCUGUCAGCUGCCCGCCGGCAAGUACUCGGUCAUCUCGGCGCAGCGCUGCUGCAAUGACUGUGACAGUCUUCGUAGCUUCUAUCGCAACAACAAGGUGCCCCAGCACAUUGCCGAUCUCGCACCUCAAUGUCUCAUCCGUGAGCCCGAGCAUGAUGACGAGGGCUGUCGUAUCUACGGCACUCUGUCAGUUCAAAAGAUGAAGGGCGACAUUCAUAUGCUGGCGGGCAAGGGCGUCGAGCAGCAGCAUCAAGGCCACUCACAUCACGUGCACGAGUUCACACACGACCAGCUCAAGAGACUGCACAAGUUCAACAUCUCGCAUCACAUCCACCAGUUCUCGUUUGGCAACCACGUGGAGGGACUCGUCAACCCGCUGGAAGGCUACGGCGUGCUCACUCACGGCCUUGGCCUGCAGACCUACUACAUCCAGGUCGUGCCCACCAUCUACCGCCAGAACGAGUACGUGCUCGAGACCAACCAGUACUCAUUCACCAGCGAGUACACGCCAAUCACACCAAUGCGAUUCACAAACCCUGGCCUGUACUUCAAGUAUGAUAUGUCGCCUCUGAUGAUCGAGGUGGAUCAAUCGUCCAAACCGUUUGUCGAGCUGAUCACCUCGGUGUGUGCCAUUGGCGGUGGUAUGUACGUAGUCUUUGGCAUACUCUACAACGUCAUCUACAAGGUCUUGUCAAAGGCCAAAGCUGGCCAGAAGAGAACUAAAUAG
Molecule: messenger RNA, 1374 nt
Organism: Acytostelium subglobosum LB1
Lineage: Eukaryota; Evosea; Eumycetozoa; Acytosteliales; Acytosteliaceae
Exons: 1
Coding region: 1-1374 (457 amino acids)
Cellular component (GO): COPII-coated ER to Golgi transport vesicle; endoplasmic reticulum
Source: RefSeq, a predicted model, not a curated record